This is a messenger RNA of Ustilaginoidea virens, 2625 nucleotides long. RefSeq lists its product as uncharacterized. The record is from RefSeq and is a predicted model, not a curated record. The transcript is spliced from 4 exons. Gene Ontology annotation, biological process: mitotic cell cycle. Lineage: Eukaryota; Fungi; Ascomycota; Sordariomycetes; Hypocreales; Clavicipitaceae. Bases 1 to 2625 code for a protein of 874 amino acids.
AUGACUGAAGCCGAGAAGAAGGUGCCAUUAAGUCCUAAGAAGAUGACUCAGAUCCCGGUACGGGAUCGAGAGAGCUCGGACGACGAGCUCGCCGUAGGGGAGGACGUGACGGCCUUGGUAAAGAGCCCCAUAAGAACGUCAACUCUUCCCUAUGCCGACUAUGCGACAUCGCAUCUUGUUUCCGAAGUCAAAAAUAGCAUCAACGCAACCGAAAGCAAUGAAAAACUUCCCUAUGGAGCCAUUUCGCUAGAAUCACCUCCUAGACGACCCAGUAACGCUGCGCCAGAAGCAACUUUAAAAUCUCCCGCAAAGCGAAUCGGCUGCAUCCAGCUACCAGGAUCUUCCCUCAAGCCGAGGAAUGUCUCGUUUGCUGAUGACACUGCUGCUCCAUCUCAGCUGGUUGGCACUAGUUCUCUUUUCCAAUCUCCUGCUAAGAGACCGUCUUCACCAAUCAAAGGGACACCCAAAAUGCAGAUAGACAUUCCCUCCACUCCAGUGAGAACCGCUGGACUGCCAUCGCAGCUUCUCCUAGCCGAGGAGCUUGAUGGGACAGCUCACGAGGCCUCUGUCACGGACGGCUUGUUCACCGAAUCUAUCGCCAACCCACAAUUUCCGGGACGUGCGGGAGAUGGCCUGGAAAUGGCUGGACAGGAAGACAUAUCCGACCUUGGAGCAGAUACAAUAAAACCAUUUCAGUGUCAGCCCUUGAAGCGUGAUGAACAAUCUUGCGAUUGGUCUUCAGGAACAAAUCAAGACUGUUCCACGCCUACGAAAAGUUCGAGCAGUCCCAAUGGAGAAGUGUUUGGCACUUCGACCGGUGCCGGUUUCUGUGCCCCUGUCGAGUUAGUUGAAGGUUCAGACUUCCAGCUUAGAGACAACUUCUUCGGCCCAAGCCGCGGGUUUGGGUCAGACGUGGAAUCUGAUGACGAUGAAUAUCUGUCCAAGAAACUUCCACCGUCAAUCGACAGCUCCAGAACAAGACGCAGCAGCAAGAGAGAUUUCACGCAUGAUAUCCUUACACAACCGAGACGAUCCGAAAUGGGCCUCACGUCGCUGGCUGGAGAAUUGAGCACCUGGGAGACUGCCAGCCCAAUCAAAGAAGAUGCGGAUGAUUCGAUGGCUGUUGAAGGAGUCGACGAUGAUAUAAACGCUACUGUCACAAGUCAUAGUGUCGCAGACGCCGCAGAGUCUGAACCUUUGCCGAUCAAGGAUACUUAUUUCGAAGAUGAGAUCCUUGUUCAUUUGGACAUUACACGAUCAGAAAAGAGAGGUCAGGGGCGGGAUGAGCGGGAUGAGAACAGCAUAGCCAUCACGACGGAGGAUAUGGCCAUACCUAAUGAGGGUAUUUCUCCGACUGAAGAAACAAACAAUACAUUGCUCAUAUCUCAAGCGCAACUGCCUGAUACUAACCACGGCGAUGAAGCUCUCUCGGAAGCCAGCCAGGAAUAUGGGGAUGAGAAUGAAAGUCCAAGUGAACCCACGCUUCCGACUGUACCCGUUACUCCUACUCGGCAACCACAACGCAAGUCAUUUUUUACAACAACAAAAGUACCUUUAAAGCCCGCAGAUGAUUCCGAGCCGAGUCCGAAAAAUCAAUUCAGCUUUAGCGUCCCCCGCAUCUCUUCGAGGAACGGUGGCAGUCACUUGCCUAAGAGUGCUACAGUAAUCUCAUGGUCGCCGAUGAAGGAGAGGAAGCGGGCUUCCAUCUUACCUGGAGAAGAAUUGUUUACCACUCCAGUCAAGGAUGAUAUUUGGUCGAACGCUGGUACACCUGGCAGGUCUCCUCGCCGUGACGUCAAUCCGGGACUACUUCAAGGCGCUGUGGUAUUCGUCGACGUGCAUACUACUGAAGGCGCAGAUGCCAGCAGCAUCUUCGUUGAGCUUUUGAACUACAUGGGUGCAAAAUGCGUCAAAACAUGGCACUGGAAUCCCAGUGGCCCGGGCAGUUGUGAUGCCGCAUCCAACAAGGUUGGAAUCACACAUGUCGUAUUCAAAGACGGCGGCAAACGCACCAUGGAAAAGGUUCGUGAGACUAAUGGACUCGUCCAUUGCGUUGGUGUAAGCUGGGUGCUCGAUUGUGAGCGAAAGAAUGAGUGGCUUGAUGAGACGCAGUACUACAUCGACACCUCCUCUGUUCCUCGAGGAGGUGCACGGCGUCGCAAGAGCAUGGAGCCAAGGUCUAUUGCCAAUAUGAAUGGAACUAUCGUGUCAUGUUCAGCCAAAUCAUCCAAAACGCCAAAUACCCCGAGGAAUCGCAGGGAGAGCACCUUGUGGAUGCGAACUCCCCCGGGUCGAGAAAACCUUGACGACGAGGACCUGGAGUGGUCUUGCGCAUUGCUGACCCCUGUGCCCAAGACUCCAGCUCCGGAAGCUAUUGCAAGAUAUGCGUCGGAGCUCCCGGAGACGCCAUCCACAGCAAGCGAGUCCGAUAGACCCACGCCAGAGCAGCAGAAAUUUUUGACAAGGACGUGCCCGCCGAAAGAGGGAAGAUAUCAGGAACUGGGGGCCGGUAUUCUAAACCGGGACAAAGAUGAACAGGUUAUGAUGAGGCUGAUGGCAGCUCGACGUAAGAGCCUUCAAUUCGCCCCGAAGAUAGGGAGCCCUCUGGCUAGGACAUGGAACUGA